Molecule: messenger RNA, 797 nt
Organism: Phaethon lepturus (White-tailed tropicbird)
Lineage: Eukaryota; Metazoa; Chordata; Aves; Phaethontiformes; Phaethontidae
Gene: MTRF1L
Product: mitochondrial translational release factor 1-like
Exons: 5
Coding region: 1-636 (211 amino acids)
Biological process (GO): translational termination
Molecular function (GO): translation release factor activity
Source: RefSeq, a predicted model, not a curated record
AUGGGUGGCCUAAGACAUGCAGUUGCCAGUAUAGCAGGUCUUGAGGCUUACAAGUACAUGAAAUUUGAAGGAGGAGUGCAUCGCGUUCAGCGGGUGCCAAAGACAGAAAAACAAGGACGCAUUCACACCAGCACAAUGACUGUUGCAAUAUUGCCUCAGCCCACUGAGAUGAGGCUGCAAAUUAAUCCAAAAGAUCUACGGAUAGAAACAAAGCGAGCUAGUGGAGCUGGAGGCCAGCAUGUCAAUACCACAGACAGCGCUGUACGGAUAGUUCAUAUUCCCACAGGGAUCAUAUCUGAAUGUCAGCAAGAAAGAUCUCAAAUUAGAAACAAAGAGAAGGCUAUGCAAAUGCUAUGUGCUAAACUAUACAAUGCCAAACUGGAAGAAGAAACCAAAAAGAGAAACACUGUUAGAAAGAUUCAAGUCGGGACUAAAGGAAGAUCGGAGAAGAUCAGAACAUACAAUUUUCCACAGGACCGGAUUACUGACCACAGGAUAAGCAGAUCAGUGCAUCAUAUUGAGUCUUUCAUGCUAGGGGAAGAAAUGCUAGAUGAAAUGAUACAAACUCUGAAAGAAUAUGCUGAUUAUGAAUCUUUAAUGGAAAUUAUUUCAGAAAAUGAAAAGAAUCUGUCCUGAACGUUGCUCUUUGUCAGCCCAUUACAACAGAUGUAGACUUAUUUGCAAAGCAGCUUCUUGGAGCACCACCCAGAAGCAGCAACUGCUUUUCAGAUCACGAAAGACACCACAGCUUGUUUCCUCAUGACUGAUAAAACAGUUUUCCUACUUGCUGAGUAAAA